Molecule: messenger RNA, 6419 nt
Organism: Drosophila kikkawai
Lineage: Eukaryota; Metazoa; Arthropoda; Insecta; Diptera; Drosophilidae
Gene: LanB1
Product: laminin subunit beta-1
Biological process (GO): animal organ morphogenesis; tissue development
Cellular component (GO): basement membrane
Molecular function (GO): extracellular matrix structural constituent
Source: RefSeq, a predicted model, not a curated record
CGUCAGAUGCAGUUUUAAAUUCAUUCGGAUCUCGAUCGGACGUUUUCUUCUGACUUGAAAAAAAAAUCGACCGGGCAGGAGGAUCGAGAUUCGGAUCGGAGUGCGCCCACCCCCACUCUUUUUUGGAAUUUUUCUUUUCCAAUUGUGUCGGAAAAGUCUUCUUCGCGGCGAGUGUGUGUGUCGAUCGGUGUACCUGUUGCAUGCGCGUGUGUGUGUGAAGUUUAUAAAAAGAAGUCAAAAAGAAGUGUGUGUGUUUGCUGCAUCAACAAAAAUAAAAACACCGAAAGACGUGUGUGUGUUGUUGCUGUCUGUAUAACAGAAGUAAUUUUUGGUAACUUGCAAUCCUCCAGAGCGGCGGCGAUCAAGGAAUAGAUACGCAGAAAAGAACCAUCCACUGUGGGAUUUGUGAAUAAUAUAUUUAUCAGCAUGAAUGAAUAAACAACGUGGAGGAAAAAGGAUAAGGACGACGAAGAAGCUGUUGGUUAAAAUUCCAGAAGGAUCACGUGGACUGUAAGAAAUAUAGAGAGAGAGCAGAGGGUUUCCUCAACGAAACGAAAAGAAAAGCAAAGCAUCGAACUGAUUAAAGUCCCGGCCGGAAGUCAGUCCCAGAGUGGAACACGACCCCAACAACAACAACCCAAGAGAGAGAGGGGGAAAGCAUCAAGAGAGCCAUUGAGAUGUUGGAGCUGCGGCUUAUCGCCGUGGUUUUGGUGCUCGGCCUGCUCGCCAGUGAGUGGGCCCAGCCAGUGGCAUCGCAGCGAGCCCCGCAGCAGCAGCAGCAGCAGCAUGGCCGUCGGGACAGGCCCAGGAAUCCGCCCAGGCAAUACAUCAAGACACAUCCCUGCGAGCGAUCCUCCUGCUACCCGGCCACGGGUAACCUCCUGAUCGGCCGCGAGAAUCGACUAAGUGCAAGCUCCACCUGUGGCCUGCAGUCGCCCGAGCGUUUCUGCAUCCUCUCCCACUUGCAGGACAAGAAGUGCUUCCUCUGCGAUACGCGAGAGGAGACCCGCUAUGAUCCGUACAAGAAUCAUAGGAUUGGACAGAUUAUUUACAAGACGAAGCCCGGAACCAAUCUGCCCACGUGGUGGCAGUCGGAGAAUGGCAAGGAGAAUGCCACCAUUCAGUUGAACCUCGAGGCAGAGUUCCACUUUACCCAUUUGAUUAUCACCUUUACCACCUUCCGACCGGCGGCCAUGUACAUUGAGAGAUCCUUUGAUUUUGGAACCACGUGGCAUGUGUAUAGGUAUUUUGCCUACGACUGCAAGGAGUCCUUCCCCGGAGUGCCCACCGUCCUGCACAACAUCACCGAUGUGAUGUGCACCUCGCGUUACUCCAAUGUGGAGCCCUCGCGAAAUGGCGAGGUGAUCUUCAGGGUGCUGCCGCCGAACAUUAAUGUCUCGGAUCCCUAUGCGGAGCAUGUCCAGAACCAGCUAAAGAUGACCAAUCUGAGGAUACAGCUGACCAAGCUGCACAAGCUGGGUGACAAUCUCCUGGACAGUCGCUUGGAGAACGAGGAGAAGUACUACUACGGCAUCUCCAAUAUGGUGGUGAGGGGUUCCUGCUCCUGCUACGGUCAUGCCUCGCAGUGCCUGCCCUUGGAUCCCGCCUUUAUGCCCGAGGAUAAUGAGGAUGGCAUGGUGCAUGGACGCUGUGAGUGCACCCACAACACCAAGGGUUUGAAUUGUGAGUUUUGCGAGGAUUUCUUCAACGAUCUGCCCUGGAAGCCGGCUUUUGGCAAGCAAACGAAUGCCUGCAAGAAGUGCGAGUGCAAUGAGCACGCCGUCAGCUGUCACUUUGAUGAGGCUGUGUUCACCGCCUCCGGCCAUGUUUCCGGCGGUGUCUGUGACAACUGCCUGCACAAUACCCAGGGACAGCACUGCGAGGAGUGCAUGCCGUUCUUCUACCGCGAUCCCGAGCAGGAUAUACGUUCGGAUCAGGUUUGCCAGCCCUGUGAUUGCGAUCCUUUGGGUUCCCUGGACGAUGGCAUCUGCGAUUCGGUCAAUGAUCCCGAAAAUGGAGCUGUAGCGGGAGCCUGUCACUGCAAGACCUAUGUCAAGGGACGUCGCUGUGAUCAGUGCAAGGAUGGCUAUUGGAAUCUGCAACCCGACAAUCCUGAGGGCUGUGAGGCCUGCACCUGCAACAUCCUGGGAACUAUCAACAACUCUGGCUGCUUGAUGCGCACUGGCGAGUGCAAAUGCAAGAGAUUCGUCACCGGCAAGGACUGUAAUCAGUGCAUGCCGGAGACCUUUGGCCUCUCGGAAGCCGAGGAUGGCUGCAGCAUGUGUAACUGCGAUGUGGGCGGAUCCUAUGACAACUAUUGCGAUGUGAUUAGCGGGCAGUGUCGUUGCCGGCCGCACAUGACGGGCAGAACUUGCUCACAGCCCAAGCAGAAUUACUUUAUACCCUCCCUGCCAGAAGUCCACGAGGCGGAGAUCAUUGAUGAGUGCAUAUCUUACGGUCCAAAUGGCAACUGCAGCAUUGUGGCCGAGACUCCGGAUGGUAGCUUCACGGGCAUUGGUUUCACCAGGGUCCCAGAGAACUCUGAGCUUGUGUUCACCGUGGGGGAUAUACCCCGUUCCAUGCCCUACGAUGUGGUCAUCCGUUACCAGAGCACCAGUCGCGGGGACUGGGAGGAUGCCUACAUCACGCUGGUGCGUCCCGAUCAAGUGGAUCCCGAUGGUGAGUGUGGUCAGCUGGCGGCAGCCACUUCCUCGGAGACAAGGAUACCCUUCUCGCUGCCCGAUCGUAGCCGGCAGGUGGUUCCUUUGAAUGAUGUUUGCCUGGAGGCCGGCAAGGUCUACAAGUUCCGCAUUUACUUUGAGAGGAAGCGACACAGCGAGGACACGCCCACGGCCACCAUUUUGGUGGAUUCUUUGACUCUGAUACCCCGCAUUGAUGUCACCCCCAUCUUCACGGGCUCCCCGAUGGCCGAUCUGCGCAGGCGGGAAUACGAGGAGCACAACUGCAACAUCUCCUUGUACGACAUGAGCUACAAAUCGGAUGAGAAUUGCCAGCAUCUGGACAACUUUGUGAGCACCUUUGUCCACGAUGGCGCCAGCAUGUGCAAUUGCAAUCCCACGGGUUCGCUGAGCAAGGUCUGUGACUCCAACGGCGGCUACUGUCAGUGCAAACCGAAUGUGGUGGGUCGCCAGUGCGAUCAGUGUCGGCCGGGCACCUAUGGCUUUGGUCCGGAAGGAUGCAAGGCCUGUGACUGCAACAGCAUAGGCUCAAAGGAUAACAAUUGUGAUCUGAUCACCGGACAGUGCCAAUGUGUGCCGAAUACCUAUGGCAGGGAGUGCAAUCAAUGCCAGCCUGGAUAUUGGAACUUCCCCGAGUGUAGGGUGUGCCAGUGCAAUGGUCAUGCGGCGCAGUGUGAUCCUCUGAAGGGUACCUGCUUGGAUUGUCAGGACUUCACCACCGGCUAUAGCUGCGACAGCUGUCUGGAUGGCUACUACGGAAAUCCCCUCUUCGGCAACGAGAUUGGAUGCCGGCCCUGCCGCUGCCCAGAGACCGUCUCUAGUGGCCUGGCCCAUGCCGAUGGCUGCUCCUUGGACACGCGCAACAACAACAUGCUGUGCCAUUGCCAGGAGGGUUAUGCCGGCGCUCGGUGCGAGAUCUGUGCGGAUAACUUCUUUGGGCAACCGGACAAUGGUGGCACCUGCUCCAAAUGCGAUUGCAGCAACAACAUAGAUCCUUACGACACCGGCAACUGUGACCGCCAGACGGGAGCCUGCCUGAAGUGUUUGUACCAGACCACAGGAGAUCACUGCGAGCUGUGCAAGGAUGGAUUCUUUGGAGAUGCCCUGCAGCAGAAUUGCCAGCAGUGCGAGUGUGACUUCCUGGGAACGAACAACACGCUGGCCCACUGUGAUCGUUACACGGGACAGUGUCCCUGCCUGCCCAAUGUCCAGGGACUGCGUUGCGAUCAGUGUGCGGUGAAUCACUGGAAGAUUGCCUCCGGCGAGGGCUGUGAGGCCUGCAACUGCGAUCCGAUUGGAGCCCUGCAGGAGCAGUGUAACUCCUACACGGGUCAGUGCCAGUGCAAGCCGGGCUUUGGAGGCAGAGCCUGCAAUCAGUGUCAGGCCCACUACUGGGGCAAUCCCAACGAGAAGUGCCAGCCCUGCGAUUGUGAUCAGUACGGAGCGGCGGAUUAUCAGUGUGAUCGGGAGACGGGUCAGUGCGUCUGCCACGAGGGCAUUGGUGGCUACAAGUGUAAUGAGUGUGCUAGGGGUUACAUUGGCCAAUUCCCGCACUGCUCGCCCUGCGGGGAAUGCUUCAACAAUUGGGAUUUGAUCUUGAGUGCCUUGGAGAACUCCACGGCGGCUACGAUCCAGCGGGCCAAGGAGAUCAAGCAGGUGGGAGCCACGGGUGCCUACACCUCAGAGUUCAGUGAGCUAGAUAAAAAGCUGCAGCACAUCAGGGAUCUCCUGCAGAAUACCUCGGUGAGUCUCGUGGACAUUGACAACUUGGAUGCGGAGACCAAUGCCCUGAAGCAACAGCUUAUAGCCUCCCAUGGCAAGCUAAGUGAAACGGAAAAAAACCUAGACGGCAUCUACAACUCCCUGAGCUUGUCGGGUGUGGAGCUUGAAGGUCUGCAGAAUCACUCAAGGCUGGUCCAGCAACUGUCCAAGGAGCUGAAGGAGAACGGCAUCCAGCUGCAAGAGUCUAACAUCGAGGGAGCCUUGAAUCUCACGCGGCAUGCCUACGAGCGGGUCAACAAUCUGUCCACGCUCAAAGAGGAGGCCAACGAGCUGGCCUACAAUACAGACAGGAACUGCAAGCGCGUGGAAACGCUGUCCAACAAGAUCCAAGAGGAGGCCGAGGCCCUGGCCAACAAUGACAAGCUAAUGGCCGAAUAUCGCUCCGAGUUGAGCAGCCUGACCGCUCAGAUCCCAGAGCUGAACAACCAAGUUUGCGGCAAGCCUGGCGAUCCCUGUGACAGCUUGUGCGGCGGAGCUGGCUGUGGUCAUUGCGGUGGCUUCCUCUCCUGCGAACAUGGCGCCAAGACCCACUCGGACGAGGCCCUCAAGGUGGCCAAGGAUGCAGAGACGGCCAUAACCAGCAAAAAGGAUCAGGCGGAUCAAACCAUACGAGCUCUGACCCAGGCCAAGGUGAAUGCCUCGGAGGCGUACGACAAGGCCAAGCGAGGAUUCGAGCAGUCCGAACGUUAUCUCAACCAGACCAAUGCCAAUCUCAAGCUGGCCGAGGAACUGUUUGCCGCUGUGAAUAAUUUCCAGGAGAACAAGACCGCUUCGCCGGCGGAAAGUAAGCAGCUGGCGCUGGAUACCCUCGAACUGGACCUUAAACUCGAACCCAAAGAGAUUGAAUCCCUGGGCACCAAGAUCAAUGAUGCUGUUUCCUCUUUAAAGAACGUGGAGUCCAUCAUCUACAAGACCCGCCCGGACUUGGACAAGGUGAACGAUUUGCAGAGCAUUGCCAAUUCCACCAAGGAGAAGGCCAACAAGAUCCUCGACUCGGCCAACUCGGUGGUGGAGAAUCUAGCGGCCGCUGACGACUCUCAGGGCAAGGCUCAGGAUGCCAUUCAGCAGGCCAAUAGCAAUAUUGAGCUGGCUGCCCAGGAUCUGGAGAAGAUCGAUGAGGAAACCAAUUCCGCCGAGGCUCCGGCCAAUAAUACUGCCCAACAGGUCGAGAAAUUGGCCCAAACCCUGCAGCGUCUCCAGAACAACAUUGUGACCAACGAUCGGUAUGCCAAGGUCAUCUCCAAGGAGGCGGGCCGCAUCAAGCAGGAGGCCAUGAGUGCCCGCGGUGAGGCCAAUAAUCUGCAGUUCGCUGCCAGUGCCACGAACCAAACCCUAACCGAUCGAGCUGAUCGCUCCGAGAAUGCCAGGGAAAGGGCCAAGCAGCUGCUGCAGAGAGCCUCCAAGUUGACCGUCGACACCAAUGCCAAGCUGAAGGAUCUGAACGAUCUGCAGAGCAAGUAUCUCAUCAAGAGCCAGGAGCUGCUCGAUCUGCAGGCGGCGAUUGGACCGCUGAACGAGGUGCUCAACCAGCACCUGAAGCACAUCCAGGAGCAGGCGUCCUACUACAGGCAGUGCUAGGAUUUGGAGAGGAAUUUCCCUAUGCGCGCGCCAUUUGAAUUGCCAUAUUUCAUGAACAAAUAGAAGCAAAACUGCGAAUUACGAGAAAAUCGAGUUAAGAACAACAACAAACACAACAACAACCACCAGAAAGGCAACAGUUAUUAUGUAACCACUGUUAAGUUACCGUUACGUUUUGUACUCUAAGCUUAAAAGAAAAAAACAACAACAACAAACUGCAAUGUUAAUUUUAAAAAUUGAUCGAAAAAAAUACGAAAUGCCUUCAUUUUAUAGCUAAGUUUUUCUUACACACUCUAUCCCCUAUACACAAUUUUUGUAAUACAAUUAAUGUAAUUAAAUAAAACUACUUAAAUGUGGAAA